Molecule: messenger RNA, 688 nt
Organism: Gadus macrocephalus (Pacific cod)
Lineage: Eukaryota; Metazoa; Chordata; Actinopteri; Gadiformes; Gadidae
Product: cholecystokinin-like
Exons: 4
Coding region: 214-651 (145 amino acids)
Biological process (GO): digestion
Cellular component (GO): extracellular region; axon
Molecular function (GO): neuropeptide hormone activity
Source: RefSeq, a predicted model, not a curated record
CGCAAAAAUAAAUAGAAGCAGCACAACAGAGCAUACCCUCAACACACGCACGUACGCACACAUGUGCACUUACACACACAUCACACUCAGGCUCUCACACACGCACACACAUGCAAGGGGCUGGCAGGCGGUAUAAAAGGGGUGUCUUUCCCAGUCCUCCGAGAAGUACUCUGCUCUUUUCUCUCACAAGCAGAAUCUCUGUCUUAUUUCAAGAUGACUGCGGGGGUGUGUGUGUGCGUGCUGCUGCUGGUUCUGUGUACAAGCUGCCUCGGACUGCCUCUCUCCUCCCAGCCUGCCGCCGGUGAGGACCGCCGGGGGGGCGCGGACCGCCGCGUGCCCGCCUCCGCCUCCUCUGAAGCUCUCCCUGACACCGACACCUCCUUGUCCGAGCCCCACGUACGCCACAGGCGGUCUGCCCCACAGAUGAACGCGGCCCCCCUGUCGCAGGAGGAGGGAAACCCCCGAGCCAACCUCAGCGAAAUGCUGGCUAGGCUAAUCUCCACCAGGAAAGGCUCGGUGCGGAGGGACAUGGCUGUGAGCAACCGGUCCAGUGGCGGGAUGAGCGCGGGCCACCGGAUAAAGGACCGGGAUUACCUGGGCUGGAUGGACUUCGGGCGCCGCAGCGCAGAGGAAUACGAGUAUUCCUCCUAAUGACGUCGUGACCCGGGCACGCACCGGCACGGGGGGA